Messenger RNA from Racocetra fulgida, 1405 nucleotides. The record is from the annotation of a GenBank genome assembly. Lineage: Eukaryota; Fungi; Glomeromycota; Glomeromycetes; Diversisporales; Gigasporaceae.
AUGCCUGAACUUUCUAAUUUAGAUGAUAUAAUCUCUGGUUUACCAUUUAUACCUUCAUGGUCUAGACGUGAUUGGGAUAAUGAUACCGAAAAAAAUCCAUCAAGUCUUUAUUGGAAGACCGAUGUUAUUGAAACGUUAAAAGAAUACAUUUCUAUUCCAGAAAAUCCCCCAUCACUUCGAGAAGAUUGGUUAAAUCAAAAACAAAGAAAGGGUGAUGAAAAAAUGAAAGAUAUUAUUGAACGUAAAAAGGAAAAUAACAAAGGAUUAAGGGAGAAAAAUAUGAAAAAUUCUCAAAAGAAAUUUGAACGUUCCAAUUUAAUUAAAACAAAAAUUCUAUUAAUGAAAGAUGAAAAGAACGAAAAUAAUUGUUUGAAGUUUGACAAGGAUAUUCUUGAAGAUUGUCAAACUUAUAAAAAUUACAUGUUUAUGUUCCAACGAUCUGCUCUUCCAUUUACCGAACGUGCUUGGUUACUUUUAAAAAAUAAAUUAUUAAAAGAGUACGAAGAAUCUUAUGAACGUAAAAGACAACGUCGUAGAGAAAGAGAAAAUGCCAUUAUCGAAAAUUCUGUUACCAAACUAAUCUCUGAAAAAUUUUCAAAUAUAGAUAUUUUACCCAUGUAUACGUCUAUUACCCAUUUUACUUCUACUUCUUCUGGCUUUUCCAAUUGUGUUUAUUCAAACUCUUAUAAUCCUUCAUUUAUACCCACGACCUCUUUUACUAUCUCUCAAAACACUCUCAUUAAAGAUAUAAACAAUCCUCCUUUUUCUACAAAUUCAUUAACUUCAAGUUCCACUUCAUUAAAUCUCGAAGAUUCUAUUAAUUUGGAUCAACAUUCAUUACUUUACAAAUAUCUUCCUUGGUGUCCCUCAUUUCAAAACCCUCCUUUUCAUAAUAACGAUCCUUAUAAUUUAUGGGAUGAUGAAUUUUUACAAAAAACUUUAAUGCCAAGAAUUUGGAAUGAAGCUUUAAAUCUUAAAAAAACAUUUUCCUCUUUCACAAUUAAUGAUUCCAUUACUUCUUCUAACAAUUUAUCUGUUCAAAAAGCUGUUCUUUGUAAUAUGAAAUCAAAUAAUAUAUUUCAAUGUAAAUUAUGUAAACAACAUUUCUUCAAUUUUAAUUCUUGUUAUCCUUCUUUAUAUACAAAAUCCUUUUAUUCUAAACCUGUUUCUUAUUUUCAAGUUAGACAACAUUUAUAUAACGAUCAUAAAAUAUUUCACAUUUUGGAUGAUGAAUUAAUUGAUGUUGUCUUUAAUGGUUUGAUUGAUCAUAAUUCUAUUAGAACUAGUAAUGUUUUUAUCCUUUCGGAUUGCGUUAAAAGUUUAUGUUCGGUUGGUUAUAAUUUUUGGUUAUUAGAUGGGAUUGUUUAUAUCUUUAAUGAGAGUGUUUUGAGAGAUAGUAAAAGAG